This is a messenger RNA of Racocetra fulgida, 1704 nucleotides long. NCBI's taxonomy places the organism in Eukaryota, Fungi, Glomeromycota, Glomeromycetes, Diversisporales, Gigasporaceae. The record is from the annotation of a GenBank genome assembly.
AUGUUAGUUGAGUCUAUUGAGUUAUUAGCUGAUUCAUCCGUAUUUAAAUAUUAUAGCAUUGAAGCUAUCUCUAAGCUAGAAUCGCAUCUUCGCACCUUAGUUUCUCUUAUAGAAGUAAUUUGCAAAAAUGAAAUUCGGCUUCGACAUGAUUUGAGAGAAAAAAUUUAUGCUCAAUUAGGAAAAUUUGCUGAUAUACAUUUUCGAUCAACUGAAGUAAAUGAAGAAGGUUUUAAUAAAGUUUUUAGAUCAAAAUUUGAAGAGUUUAAUCCACGUUCAAAUGAUGGUAACAUUCAUAAGGAUGGAAAACGUAAUUACAAUAUUGAUUUUUUGUUAUUACACUUGCGCGAUACUCUUCAUUGUAUGAGAGAUGAUGAGAAUAAAUUUUUGGAAAUAUGGAAUAGAAUAAAAACACUCCUUUGUAUGAUAUUAGGUAUUGCCCCAGGACUUGUAAAAACUGGAAUUUCACAUGGUGCAGAUUUACCUAUAGAAAAUGGUGUAGAAUUACUGUUUAAAUGUUUACAUGAAGCUUUUAAUUGGAAGUAUCCAAUCCCUUCAUGGUAUUAUGAAUGGAGAACACUACUUGAACUACAUUUUAAUAUUCAAAAUUUUCUUCAAGAAUGUUCACUUUCUUUAAAAUAUGGUGAAGGCUUAUUACUUGAAUGUUUAUGGCAUUGUGUGUCAAAAAGUUGGUCAAAUCCAAUAUCUCAAACAGAGUAUCUUAUAAAUCAGAAACAUUUUAUUAAUAAUCUUUUGGGUAAAGAACCACUUGCAUUUCCACAUUCCUUAUGGUUUGGAGCUCUUGAUAUUGCACAAGACUUAAUUACAAAAACUCAAAAAGAUUCAACAUUAGGUAUUUGUUAUUAUUUAGCAUUAGAAUCUUUGCAAAAAGCAUCUUCAUCUUUUAUUCGUUUCAAAGCUAUAGAAGUUCUAAUUAAAUUAUCAAAAAGAAAUACACUAUUUUACAACAUUAUUGAAAAUGAUUUUAAAGAUUAUAAAUACUCUUUAGAUUCAGUAGAGGGAUUAAAGUUGCAUCAUAUGAUUGAAGCAAUUCGUAUAAAAAUUUCGCAAGAUGAAAAAUUAGUAGACUCUAACAAAAAUAAUAUAUGUAAUUUAAAGGAGAAAGAAAAGGCUAUUACAACAUACGGAUUAACAUUGCCUCAUACUAUAAUUCCAAGUGAUAAUUUGAUUUCAGAUAUUGUUACUACAGAAUUAUCUUGUCCAGUAACUUAUCAAAUUCCCAACAACUUCCAAAUCUUACCCUGUGAACAUUUAAUUAGUCCCGAGGCAUUGCAACAAAUUAUUAAUAAAACAUCGCAACCAACUUGUCCACACUGUCGGAAAAUAAUUGAUUUAAAUUCUGUGAUUAAUUUGCCACAGUCAGCAAUUUAUCAAGGAAUCCGUAAUCAUUUGCCUGAAGACAAUAAGAAUAUUGCCCAAGAUAACAAUACAAAUAUUUCAGAUGAAAGUAGUGAUGAAGAAGAAAUUAAUAUCUCUAAACUCAAAUCUCAACAAAAAUUUAGGAUAUCUGAUUCAACAAUAAAAAAAUUCUUUAAGGCACCUAAAUUUUUUAAUCUGUCUUUAAGAAAAGCAAAUGCAGCAUAUAAGUUGGGAGAGCUUGAAACGGCUAUUAAUGCAUUACAGAAAUUCUUGAAGAAUAUCCCACAAGCUAUUCAUUACGAUGUUAUCGGGCCAAAAUAUAUAUAG